CGGCGAGGGGAUCUGUUGAAGGGUUGGGCCUGGUGAUGGCGAUCGGGCAGGAAAUAGAGGUGCUGGGCAUUCCUCCUGCCGUGCAGUGUCCUACGGACCAAGCCAUAUUGGCGGUUGCGCUACUGAAGGAGGAGAGUACAGCAAUUGCGACAAUGUCUUUGUACAAACAGCAGCUGGAGGAAGUGUGGACGCUGCCGAUUCAAAAGCGGAACAACAUACCGCUUGAAUUCUUGACGGAAGGAAGGGAGACUUUUGAGGGAUGGGAGAAAGAACUAUAUGCCAUCGUCUCCCUUCAACAGCUUGAUGACACUGACAGAGCACAGGUGGAGGCCGGCCUACACCAGUGUGCCAGACUGCUCCAGGAUGUGAGACGAAUGCUUGUGGAGCUUCGUGCGGCAGCAGAGAGCUGUUCACCUGGCAAGCAGGUUCCUGCUACCGUGCCUACAGUGGUCUCUCCUUUGCAUGAACAAUGCGAUGAUGCUGGGCUGUAUCUGGAUAUUCUGUGACCCCGAGAAAGCUGGUGGGGAUGGCGGCGGAUCGAGGGUCGACUACCUGGAGCAACUCCAAGAUAGCUAUGACAACAUACACAAUGAUUUUGUCUGUCAGAGAACGAGAGUGCAGCAGGGGGGAGAAUGGUCUCUCAGCAGGCGCUGGAGCGAGAAGGAAGCGGAACGGCAACUUCCCCCCUCCCCGUUCAAUGCACAGUCAUCAAUGACCAUGACGACAAUAAACCUGCGAACUGGCUUCGGCACUUGAAAUCACAACAUGGGGGUUGGUGAGAUGACAACUUGCCAUCUGCAUGAUGCUGCUCGAACGUGUCUUGGGCCAGGGGCGAUUAACAAAAAUAAGGGGGAAGG
Molecule: messenger RNA, 857 nt
Organism: Chara braunii
Lineage: Eukaryota; Viridiplantae; Streptophyta; Charophyceae; Charales; Characeae
Source: the annotation of a GenBank genome assembly